This is a messenger RNA of Ictalurus furcatus (blue catfish), 498 nucleotides long. RefSeq names its product histone H2B.1, sperm-like. The record is from RefSeq and is a predicted model, not a curated record. NCBI's taxonomy places the organism in Eukaryota, Metazoa, Chordata, Actinopteri, Siluriformes, Ictaluridae. The coding region runs from base 205 to 498 and encodes 97 amino acids. The transcript has 2 exons.
AUGUCAUAAAGCAAAAGAGGGGGAAAUGUUUAAUUACUUAUAUUUACUUCAGUGACGCUUUGAGAGAAACAGCGCCGCUGAUUGGCCAUUAGGUCAGGUGACGCGUAAUUAAGGCCUCUUUAUUAGUGCGCGUGCCUGUUACUCCGUUACUGACGCUUUAAUUGACCCGAACACAAGCGUGACCCUAAAGCACGCGCUACUACCAUGAAAGCAGUCCGCUCGAAGAGGAAGUCACGCGCCGCUCAUCCGAGAGCAAAGGCCCAUCUCCGCGCGCACGCGGUCUACAUUUAUAAACUACGCAGAGAGCUCGAGCCUGUUCACUGCAGAUUGGUGGGGGAUUCGAGGCUCGCGGCGUCGUUUCAUUUAAGAAGAGUAGGCCUGGAGGCCGCGCGCUUGACUAUUUCUAACCGGCGCGGGAUCAUCACGAGCCGGGAGAUCAGUGCGGCCAUGCAGCAGCUCUCACACCGCCGCAAUACCAUCCCUAUGGACGGAGCAUGA